Messenger RNA from Lachancea fermentati, 1629 nucleotides. The record is from the annotation of a GenBank genome assembly. Lineage: Eukaryota; Fungi; Ascomycota; Saccharomycetes; Saccharomycetales; Saccharomycetaceae.
AUGUCCAAAUUCACCAUUACGGAGCAGCAAUAUAGGAAGCAUUGUAAAACAGGAUUCAAGUAUUCUUAUGGUACGGCGGGAUUCCGUUAUAAAGCCGACGUCUUGGAUACAGUCAUGUUUACCACAGGCAUCUUAGCCGCAUUGAGGUCCAUUUAUCUCGGAGGACAAACGAUAGGCGUUAUGAUUACAGCAUCACACAAUCCUCCAGAAGACAAUGGUGUCAAAAUUAUCGAUCCAAAGGGUGAAAUGUUGGCCCAGUCAUGGGAAGCUUUCGCCACAGAUUUGGCCAACGCUGCUUCUCAAGGGUAUGAAGAAUUGGUACGUGCUACUACUAAGCUAGUUUCCCAGCUGCAGCUUGACGUAUGCGAUUCGGGAAAUAUUUCUGUGGCGAGAGAUUCUAGAGAAUCAGGUCCUAGACUAUUGCAGGCGUUGAUUGACGGCAUCAAUAUUUUUAAAGAAGUUAGCAUAGUUGACUAUGGAUUACUGACUACUCCUCAAUUGCAUUUUUUGACCUGGAAAUCAAAUGAACAAAAGGAUAGGAAAUGGGUGGAGUUGGACUACUAUGAGGAGUUUUUAUCUUCGUGGUUUGAAAUUGCUACCCUAUCUGGUGUUAAAUCUCUACCGUUCAGCGUUCAAAUUGACGCAGCGAAUGGAAUUGGUGCUUCCAAAAUUCAAGAAAUGCUAUUGAAUAUUGACUUCUUCAGAAGUAAAAUAACACUUGUCAAUAGCAAUUGGCAAAAUUCGCAAUUACUGAACUUUUCAUGCGGUGCAGAUUACGUGAAAACCAAUCAACGUUUGCCAAAUGGUGUACAGCUGAACCCCAAGGAUAAUUGUGUUUGUUGCUCGUUCGACGGCGAUGCUGAUAGGGUUGUCUUUUAUUAUGUCGAUCAGCAGGGAGUUUUCCACUUACUAGAUGGCGAUAAAAUAUCUUCCCUCUUGGGUAAAUUCUUCCAAAAGCUACUCUCAGAUGCGUACCUGGAAAACGACGUCAAAUUAGGCAUAGUGCAGACCGCGUACGCGAAUGGUAGCUCUACGCGCUAUUUGCAAGAAACUUUAAAGAUUCCAGUCUCCUGCACCUCAACCGGCGUUAAGCACCUCCAUCAUGAAGCAAUCAAUAGCUACGACAUCGGUAUCUACUUCGAAGCCAAUGGGCAUGGAACAGUGAUCUUUUCGGACAUUUUAGUAGAAAAAAUCGACAAGAGAAUUCAAGAAAAGAAUUUAGCUGAUUCUGAAGCUAGAUCUCUGCGACUCUUGAAAGCUUUCACUAAGUUAAUUAAUCAGACGGUGGGUGACGCCAUUUCUGACAUGCUUACGGUUCUUGCAAUCCUUUGUAUCAUGAAGUGGGGACCAUCUGAUUGGGAUCACGAAUAUAUUGAUCUACCUAAUAAGCUAGUAAAGGUUGUAGUUCCGGACAGAACCUUGUUCACUACUACAAAUGCUGAGAGACAACUGGUUACUCCUGAAGGAUUGCAAUCGAAAAUUGACUCUACGGUUGCUAAGUAUGACUUAGGAAGGUCAUUUGUAAGAGCAAGUGGUACGGAGGAUGCCGUCAGGGUAUAUGCGGAAGCUGCUACGAGACAACAUGCGGAAUCGCUAGCCAAGGAAAUAACCGCUCUUCUAAAAUCUUGA